CCUUUCUCUCAAAAUAAUUGUUUUUUUUUUGUAUAUUGCAAAAACUUCUCUCUUAUUUACAGAUCAUUUGUUUCUUUUGUUUUAAACUUCUAGGAUCCCAUUUGAAGAUAUUUUUCAAAAAAGCGGGAGUUCAUCAUUUUAUUGAAAAUGGAUGGGGAAGAGAGGACCUAUGGUGGCUGUGAAGGCCCUGAUGCUAUGUAUGUAAAGUUAAUCUCCUCUGAUGGCCAUGAAUUUAUUGUAAAGCGAGAACAUGCAUUGACCUCUGGCACUAUUAAAGCUAUGUUAAGUGGCCCAGGACAGUUUGCUGAAAAUGAAACAAAUGAAGUAAAUUUUCGUGAGAUACCAUCCCAUGUGCUAUCAAAAGUAUGCAUGUAUUUUACCUACAAGGUCCGCUACACCAACAGUUCUACAGAGAUUCCUGAAUUUCCAAUUGCACCAGAGAUAGCACUGGAACUGCUGAUGGCUGCAAACUUCUUAGAUUGUUAGAAAAUAAAAAUGUAACUUAUAACCCAAAAUAAGAUGUUAAGCUUCUGUAUUUAACUACUUGCACAAUCAAUAAGUGACUUUAAAAUGGUGUUGCAAAUAUGUGUGAUAACUCGCACCAAAAUCUUUUCUUUUCUCCAAGAUGUGUUUCUUUCUUCAAAGGUUAAGUAAAAAAUAAUGGGAUCCUUGGCUUCUUGUAUAUUACACAAAUCAGACAUUUUCUUCCCUCCCAUUAUGUUCUAUAUUGGUGUGCAGAUGGUCUCCAGCUGUUAACUUUGCUCAAAGUUUCACAGGAAAUUAAUAGUUGUUGUCCUAUGUAUCUAUACUGUACUGUUACUGUGCUGAUACAGUUCCCAGCUGAAUUUCCAUCCGCUACCCCUAUAGAAUUGUACAGUAAUAAAAUGUCUUUAAAAUACUGUAGCCAUAUUGUAUUAGUAUGUAACUGCAUUUGCUCUAAACCACAUCAUGGAGCUUCUGUCAAAACAUGAAAUUUCAUUUUUCUAGUAGUUUAUGAAUAAUUCUUGAGUUUCUUUCGACUCCUUUAUUCCUACUUGAAGUUGCUAUUAUCCAAACCAUUCUUAAAUUCGAGUUCCGCUGUAAAUGUUUCGUAAUAACAUUGCCUCCAGGUUUGUUUAAAGUUAAAGGAGAUUGCGACUACAGGUAGGUAUAGUUUAUUGAAUACCUUCCUGGUUUUGUUCUUUUAAAAAUAGGCUUAAUUCGCACAACUAAUUCAAACAGCAAAAUGUAAACCUGAUAGGAGCCAAUCGGAUCCCUUUGAAUAUUUAUCUAUUACUUCAAUUUCUUCAGAAAAUCUGUUUAUUUUCGGAUUCUGAAAUUUAUGCACCAGUGGUCAACUUUCAUGUUUGGAUUGAAAUAUAUCAGUACGAGAGAAUGGAACUGAUCUGCAUUUUUUCAGUAACUGUGAAAAGAAAUUCAGUUUAACUAUAAGUCGACAUAAUUAACAAUAAUUCUCCCAUUGUUACUCUAAACUCUGAACAUAAUUUAUUGCAUGGUUGUUAAAUUUCUAAUUCUUUUACAUGCUUUUUAAAAAACAUUUGUUUGAGCAAAAUUAGUGCCAAACUAGGAGCUCAUGUACAAGGAGUACACCAAAAGUUUUAUUGGUGCUGUCCAAAAUUCGCUUCAUGUUGAAUGCUUCCAGUAAAGAGAAAGUAGUCAUUCUGUUAUUUUUAGUGUGAUUCAAACCCAAAUGUAGUUUCUAUUAGGUUGAUUGCUAAUUCACCCAAACAUUGUUUAUGUGCAGAAUUUACACUAGAAUCAUAUCACAAGAUUGUAGAACCACUAAGUGGAUCAAGGAUCCUGCAUGCAAUAUGUGCUUGUUUACAGGCUGUUUAUACAGUAGCAGUGGCAAAGAUUUGGUAACAAUUGAACUGGCAAUGAAACAGGAUAUGAAAGAAUAAAUGUCAAAAUAUUUUAAGAGGUUUGAUUGACUUUGAGCAGACAAAGAAAAUUCAUUGUUUCAAUACUGAGAUGUUCAAUACCUAGUAUGUGGUCAUGAAUGGUCUACUCUGAUUUAACCUAAUGUAAUCUCCCAUAUCCUUACCAAAAACUUUGCAUUGCACUUUUUACUUUUAUAUUUUUAUACCAAAAUAUAUUAUUCUGGCUGAAUAUUGAAAUUCAUACGUGGAUAGACCAAAGCUACAGAGGUAGCUGUCAUUGUCCCACCUUCUCCACUGCAUUCUCCCACCACCCAGCAAGCAAUCGGAUAUGUGAAAAACAUUUUUAAUAGCCAAAAUGAUUAUUGAAUUUCCGGGUCUCAUGUCUGACAAAUUUGAAUGUGGAUGGCUGUAUGUUCACGGAUGAGCUGAUACAUUUGGGCUCAUAUCUCAUUGGCAAAUUUUAAAACUGCUAGUUUUGAAGUUCCAACUUCUGCAGUGCUGUCCAAUAAAGUAGUUAGUCCUGUUAAAAUCAUCAUGUGUCAUAGUAUUCCCUCCAUACUAAACUGUAUAAAAGACUGUUGAUCCUAUUUGAACACUGUUCUGCAGUUCUGCAAUUGGAUAAUAAAUACUGGGAAUUUUAAUUCAAGAGCUGUUUUGCUGAAAAGG
This is a messenger RNA of Chiloscyllium plagiosum (whitespotted bambooshark), 2546 nucleotides long. The record is from RefSeq and is a predicted model, not a curated record. NCBI's taxonomy places the organism in Eukaryota, Metazoa, Chordata, Chondrichthyes, Orectolobiformes, Hemiscylliidae.